This is a messenger RNA of Caenorhabditis briggsae, 756 nucleotides long. Gene Ontology annotation, molecular function: cell-cell adhesion mediator activity. Gene Ontology annotation, biological process: dendrite self-avoidance; homophilic cell-cell adhesion; axon guidance. Gene Ontology annotation, cellular component: axon; plasma membrane. Bases 1 to 756 code for a protein of 251 amino acids. The record is from RefSeq and is a predicted model, not a curated record. Lineage: Eukaryota; Metazoa; Nematoda; Chromadorea; Rhabditida; Rhabditidae. The transcript has 3 exons.
AUGAGCUCACCCUUCAUGUUCCUCUGUGGAGCUGUGGCGUUUGCUGUAGCGCACCCACCAAUCCAUGCCAACAUUCAUGAAAGCAUGGCAAACUUGGUCAACGAGUUGGACUCGAAACUCACAUCAAAGCCGGUCCUAAAGAUGACCAAGGCCCUCACCGACACCAGCAUCCAAGCCGGAGAUCGUUUCGUUCUCGAGUGCGAGGUUCUCUCAACCCCAACCGCCACAAUUCAUUGGGAUAAAGACGGCGUCCGUGUGCAGGGUGAUAAGGAAGUGAACGUUCGUGAGAAGUUGCUCAACCUGGCCUCCCCAGUUGUCGAGUCUGGAAUCGUGAUCUCGACUUUGACCAUUCCCUGUCUUCAACCAGAAGACUCCGGAGAGUACCGCUGCAUUGCUUUCAACGGUCAUCAAACCGCCAAGAGCUCCGCCGAACUCAUCGUUGACGGACAAGCCGAGUGCAAGUCCGCUCGUCAUGCUCCACCAACCAUCAACCAGUGGACUGACAGUCGCUUUGAAUUGGAAGGUAACGCCGCGACUCUCAUGUGUCGCUCCAACGAGCUCGUCACCCGUUCCUGGACCUUCGGAGAUAAACCAAUUGUGUCAGACGGAGAUCGUUACGUAGUCGAGCCCAAUGGAGACCUCCUAAUCAAGAAUAUCGCUUGGGAGGAUAUGGGAUCUUACAUCUGCACCGUUUCCAACGCACACGGAGAGGACAAAGUCGAAACUUUCCUGUACCCGACGAAGAAGAAUGUCUAG